GAGAGAGAGAGAGAGAGAGAGAGAGAGAUUGGGGGAAGGUGAAGCUGAAGCUCCUUUAUUGUCAGUGCUGACCUCUGAUUUCAUCUGAGAGCAGUGACCAGGAGUGGGGACAAGAGGGUAAAGUCCUUGAGCUGGAAUAAUGACCCGUGACAGGCUGAGAGGGAUUUCGCAAGUGCUUCUGUGGUGGGUGUGGGCGGAGCUGUUGGAAGAACAGCCGGAGGACCAACCCAGCUCAGCUGAGAUCUGAUCAGCCUUCAGCCAGUGGCACCAACUGGUGUCCAAUUCACAGUGGAGAACAAUCUCCCCACUCUCUUCCCUCCCUGGGUGGGAGGAGACCACCUUCCUUCUGUGUCAGCGCUUCAUUCCAAGGCCAGCCUGAAUACCACCACCUCUCUUCCCUCCUGGGAGGAUGAGGGCUGGGAGCCUGGAAACUUCUGCCCUUGCCAUCCUGCUGGCGUUCAUUGCUGAGUCCCAGGACUGCCAGCUGCCCCCUGUGAUGCCCUCUCCCUUCCCCCCUCCUCACUCAGGAUGCUCCAGACCCUGUAUGACUACUUCUGGUGGGAACGGCUGUGGCUGCCUGUGAACUUAACCUGGGCUGAUCUAGAAGACCGGGAUGGACGUGUCUAUGCCAAAGCCUCAGACCUCUACAUCACACUACCCCUGGCCUUGCUCUUCCUCAUCGUUCGAUACUUCUUUGAGCUUUACGUGGCCACCCCACUGGCUGCCCUCCUGAACAUAAAGGAGAAAACUCGGCUGCGGGCACCUCCCAACCCCACCUUGGAGCAUUUCUACCUGACCAGUGGCAAGCAGCCCAAACAGGCAGAGGUAGAGCUCCUGUCACGGCAGAGCGGGCUCUCUGGCCGCCAGGUAGAGCGCUGGUUCCGGCGCCGCCGCAACCAGGACCGGCCCAGUCUCCUCAAGAAGUUCCGAGAAGCCAGCUGGAGAUUCACCUUUUAUCUGAUCGCUUUCAUUGCUGGCAUGGCCGUCAUUGUGGAUAAACCCUGGUUCUAUGACAUGAAGAAGGUUUGGGAGGGAUAUCCCAUACAGAGCACCAUCCCUUCCCAGUAUUGGUACUACAUGAUUGAACUUUCUUUCUACUGGUCCCUGCUCUUCAGCAUUGCCUCUGAUGUCAAGCGUAAGGAUUUCAAGGAACAGAUCAUCCACCACGUGGCUACCAUCAUCCUCAUCAGCUUCUCCUGGUUUGCCAAUUACAUCCGAGCAGGGACUCUGAUCAUGGCUCUUCAUGACUCUUCUGACUACUUGCUAGAGUCGGCCAAGAUGUUUAACUAUGCGGGAUGGAAAAACACCUGCAACAACAUCUUCAUCGUCUUCGCCAUUGUCUUCAUCAUCACCCGACUGGUCAUCCUGCCCUUCUGGAUCUUGCACUGCACCGUGGUGUACCCACUGGAGCUCUACCCCGCCUUCUUUGGCUACUACUUCUUUAAUUCCAUGAUGGGAGUGCUACAGCUGCUACAUGUCUUCUGGGCCUACUUCAUUCUGCGCAUGGCCCACAAGUUCAUAACUGGAAAGCUGGUAGAAGAUGAACGCAGUGACCCGGAAGAAACCGAGAGCUCAGAGGGGGAGGAGGCUAUAGCAGGGGGAGGAGCAAAGAGCCGGCCACUAGCCAACGGCCACCCUGUCGUCAGUAACAACCAUCGUAAGAAUGACUGAACCAUUGUCCCUGCUGCCCCUCAGAUUAAUGCAUAAAGCCAAGGAACUAGUCCUUCCUCCCCACAGGGCCACUUUGAGCCCUGGGGGCUGGGGAAGGGGGCUGGGAAGCAGAAAGCAAGGAGAAAGUUCUUCUGUGUCCCAGCCCCCUGCUUCUUUGUCACCCAGUUGCCUUUAAACCAAAUUCGAACCAGCCAAUCCCCAGGUAGAGGGGAGGCUGGUACAUCCUUUGUUAGAAGGGGACGGACUUCUUUUCCUCUCUUUUUUUCAAGGUGUACUGUUGUUUUUGAGGCCCUUCCUCAGCUCUGGGGGUGGGGGUUACAACUCACAUUCCUUAUUCUUCAGAAUUUGGCCCCAGCUGUUUGCCUCUGACCCCCUGACCUCCAGAGCCAGGGUCGUGCCUUACUGUGCCACCUGUGGGCCUCAUUCUGCCAAAGAUGGACCAAGGCUCACCUUUCUAGGCUCCCUAACUUGGGCCAGAAACCAAAGCUGAGCUUUUACUUUUUUCCCUCCAAAGACACAAAUAAAUUGAGUGUAGGAGGGUACAUAUGACCCCUGCCCUACCUCUGCCAAAAAGGAGGAGCCACACUGGGACUGUUCGGCCGGUCUACGUGUCACUUCUCUGCCAGCUCUCUCUAGUCACAGGUCCAAGAUCUUACUGCCUCCUUUCUCUGGCCUCUUUCCCUAGGCUAGCUGGUUUGGAAUAGAAUGGCAACUAGUUCUAAUUUUUAUUUAUUAAACAUUCGGUGUUUUGGUUUUCAAGCCAGAAUUACAGCUAGCACCUGGCAUUUGAGCAGAGGGACCACUUCAGACCAAAAUGUACUGUUAAUGGUGUUUUGUUUUUUUUUUUUAAUUAAAAUAUAUUAAAGAUGAAAACAUGGCAACAAGUGUCUGAGACUAGCAGGAACUGCGAAGGGGGAUCAACUAAAUAAACUAAGGUAGUCUUCCUCA
Leopardus geoffroyi (Geoffroy's cat) is the source of this 2619-nucleotide messenger RNA. RefSeq names its product ceramide synthase 2 (gene CERS2). The coding region runs from base 529 to 1671 and encodes 380 amino acids. Lineage: Eukaryota; Metazoa; Chordata; Mammalia; Carnivora; Felidae. Gene Ontology annotation, biological process: ceramide biosynthetic process. The record is from RefSeq and is a predicted model, not a curated record. Gene Ontology annotation, cellular component: membrane. Gene Ontology annotation, molecular function: sphingosine N-acyltransferase activity; DNA binding. The transcript is spliced from 11 exons.